This is a messenger RNA of Chelonus insularis, 1163 nucleotides long. Its product is annotated as ubiquitin-conjugating enzyme E2 W. The coding region runs from base 460 to 924 and encodes 154 amino acids. Lineage: Eukaryota; Metazoa; Arthropoda; Insecta; Hymenoptera; Braconidae. The transcript has 4 exons. The record is from RefSeq and is a predicted model, not a curated record.
GUAAUCAGUUAAAGAUUUGUGCUGCGUUUAUUUGAAUAUAUAUACAAUAAUAAUUAUUUGCAUCACUCUUUUCUUUUUAAAUUUUAACGUAGAAUGUGAUAGAAUGUUUACGAGUGUCGCUGCAGUCGUUGACGACAGAUGACAUUUGUCAAGUUUUGUAGUAGAACAUUCAUUUGAUCAUUUGACAUGAAUAAGCUUUGAUUCAUAUAAAAGAAACACAAAGGCAAUAAAUAUUUCUCAUUAUAAGGAAGCAUUAAAAGAUUGGAGUAGAUUGUGAAAACUUUGAUUGUUACAAAUCUUUAACUACUGAAAAUUGAACAAAUUGUAAGUAGUUUUUGGUUCUACAUUCAUUAUUGGAGACUUCAAGGAAUAACAAUAUUUUGAAUGAUGUAUUUUUUAUUAAAUAUUCAUUUCUAUCAUGAAGAAUGAUUAUGGUUUAUAAAAGACAACGAUCUAAAAAUGUCAACAAUGUCUCCAUCAGAACGUCGACUUCAAAAAGAGCUUAUAUCUCUAAUACGGGAGCCACCACCCGGUGUUCAAAUUGAUGAAGAUUUAGUUGGCCAGAAUCUCACUGAAUGGAUUGUAAACAUGGAAGGUGCAAAGGGAACUCUUUACGAAGGUGAACGCUUCCAGUUGCAGUUCAAGUUUAGCUCAAAGUAUCCUUUCGACUCACCUCAAGUCACUUUCAUCGGAGGAAACAUUCCUAUUCAUCCACACGUUUACAGUAAUGGGCACAUUUGCUUAUCAAUCCUAACGGAUGAUUGGUCCCCAGCUCUCUCUGUUCAAAGUGUUUGCCUUAGUAUCGUAUCAAUGUUGAGUUCUUGCAAAGAAAAGAAAAGACCCCCGGACAAUUCAUUUUACGUAAAAACUUGUCAUACAAAUCCAAAGAAGACAAAAUGGUGGUAUCAUGAUGAUAGUGUAUAAAAACGAAACAGAUUUUAUAAUAUGAUAAUUUCUGCGGAACCACGAGUAAUAGAUAAAAAUUAUUAAAAAUAGUAAUACGAAAAUAUGAGACUUAAAUUCAUUAUAAACAAUCAAUUUAAGGAUAAGACGACAAAACCGAUAAAAUAACAAUGAAAAAGAAGAUGAGAAACAAUUAUUUUAUGUGUUUAAAGCUACGCUGAUUAUACUAAUAAAUAAAUAUGUAUUUAUAGACAGAAAAA